Messenger RNA from Carya illinoinensis, 2049 nucleotides. RefSeq lists its product as uncharacterized. The transcript has 10 exons. Bases 28 to 1695 code for a protein of 555 amino acids. Lineage: Eukaryota; Viridiplantae; Streptophyta; Magnoliopsida; Fagales; Juglandaceae. The record is from RefSeq and is a predicted model, not a curated record. Gene Ontology annotation, molecular function: nucleic acid binding; 3'-5' exonuclease activity. Gene Ontology annotation, biological process: nucleobase-containing compound metabolic process.
ACAAAUUUAUUUUUUUUCUAUUUUCCCAUGGAUCUUAGAAAACAAAAGCCCCUCAAAAUCCACCUGGUUUGCUCCACCGACUCGCCCGAGUUCAGUUACUUAACCAAGUCUCUGACUCGUUCCUCACUCAUCGCUCUCGACGCCGAGUGGAAACCCGACCACACAGGAAAUCAGUCUUAUUUCCCCACAGUCACCCUCCUCCAACUCGCCUGCGAACUCGGUCCCGGACUCGUCUCUGACCCAGACGAGUUGGAGGACUCGGCGACUUUCCUCGUCGACCUGACUUCAAUCCCUCUCUCUUCAAUCUGGGAACUGCUUAGAGAUGUUUUCGUUUCCCCUGAUAUAUUGAAACUGGGUUUCAGAUUCAAACAGGAUUUGAUUUACUUGUCUUCCACUUUCUGUGAGCAAGGCUGUGAUCCUGGGUUUGACAGGGUCGAGCCCUUUUUGGAUAUCACUAGUGUAUACAAUCAUUUGCAACAUAAGCUACAUGGAAUGAAGGUAUCAAAACAAACUAAGAGUCUGGCAACCAUCUGCAAAGAACUGUUGGGCCUCUCUCUUUCAAAGAGAAACCUUCACACUCACAUGUUGUGGAGGCAACCUGAUAUCCUUUUGUUUUCCUGCAGAUGUGGGCAUGUUUUCCACUAUCUGCUCUCUCUGCGUUAUGUGGUUUUCAAUUUGACUGAAAAUAGAGAAGAGCAGAAAACAUAUGCAGCAAUGGAUGCGCACUGUUUGCUUGAAAUAUUUAAUGUAUUUCAUGCGAAGACAAUCAAAGAAGGGAGUUAUUUUCACAAUGUUGACAAAAUGUCUCCCGCUAAUGUGGAUCUUGGGUUGAAAGAGGUUCUUGAGCAGCAUGAUAUAAGUAGUAAAGUUUUGAGUAUCAAAUUUUGUGAAGCUUUAGAAAUAGUCCAGGCUACAGCUUCUAAUUUUCCAGAAAAAAUAACUACAGUGCAUGAGAUGGUUUCAAGAUCAUCAUGCAGAAUUACCAUGCCAAUGGAUGAAUCUAUAUUGAAAGUUGUAAAAAAAUAUGGGGAAAAAAUUGUGUUGAAAGAUUCAGACAGAAAGCCAAAGGCCUCCAAAAAGAGAGGGAAGAGACAGUCACCAGUGGAUGCAAUCUUCAAAGAAAAGCAAUCAGAAAAUUCAGAUGCUUGGCAAGGGCCUCCACCAUGGGACUUGUCUUUGGGGGGUGAUGGAUGCCCUAAAUUUCUAUGUGAUGUGAUGGUCGAAGGUUUGGCAAAACAUUUACGGUGCGUUGGGAUAGAUGCUGCUAUUCCUUAUACAAAAAAGCCCGAACCAAGGGAGUUAAUAGAACAAGCACUCAAAGAGAAUAGGGUUCUCUUGACACGAGAUGCUAAGCUGCUAAGACAUGAGUAUUUGAUAAAAAAUCAAAUAUAUAGGGUGAAGGCUCUUCUAAAAAAUAAACAACUACUGGAGGUCAUUGAAACUUUCCAGUUGAAAAUUAGCGAGGAUAAGCUGAUGUCAAGGUGCUCCAAAUGCAAUGGGAGGUUCAUUCAAAAGCCUCUAACCACAGAAGAGGCUGUUGAAGCUGCAAAAGGUUUCCAAAGAAUUCCUAACUGCUUGUUUAACAAGAAUUUAGAGUUUUGGCAGUGCAUGGACUGCCACCAGCUUUACUGGGAGGGAACCCAAUACCACAAUGCAGUCCAGAAGUUCAUCGACGUAUGCAAGUUGAAUGACUAAUCCGAAGUCCAGAAUCAUUUUGCAGUUUUUCUCCCAAGUUGGUAUUGGUACCACUUUAUGAACCUCCUGUUUUGAGUACAGGUCCAUAUCAGUUUUAUAUGCAUUUUUUACUCGUUUCUAUUGCUUAAAUUAAUUCAGUUUUCUUGGCAUCAGUAUCUAGUAGACGAUCACGACAUGCCCCCACUUUAUUAUAUGGUGAUGCUUUGUAUAGAACUGGUUGGACCCUUUACACUAUGGGGAAAAGCUGUCUGCCAAAAUUGACUAAAUUGGAAGUUUUACUGUAUGGGCAUGACGUGUAUGUGUGAUAUUGUUCAGACUUUUUGUUUCGUAGUUAUAUUUAUUUAGUUGCACCAA